AUGGGCUCCCAUUCUCCCGAAGGAGGCCACAGAUCUCGCCGUACCAAAUAUGCGGAUGAUGCUCCGGACGGCAGAGACAGUGGCAGAAACGAGAGGAAAGAUGGCUUUUACGAUAAAAAAUUCGACGACAGCGCUUCCCGGCGGAAUCGGUCCCGGGACAGGAACAGCCGAAAACGAUCGAGGACCCCCGAUCUGGACGAUCGGCGGUCUCGAUCAAGAGAAAGAGCGAAGAAGAGAGACAGAGAUGGUGACAGAAAUAGAGGCAGGGGUACGCGCAGAGAUAGGGACAGAAGCAGUGAGAGAGCCGGCAGACACCACCGUUCAUUCGGCAGGGACCGGCCCAGACAGCGGAGCCAGGACAGCAAACGCUCGCGUAGAGAGUUGAGACGCGAAGAGGAUGACAAGCCCGACAGACCGGACAGCAAGCGAAGUAUUGUCAAACGCAGCGGCCCCCUGCUCUCUCAGGGUGACACAUUCGCCAUCAGCAAUGGUGAAGAGCCCGAGAUACCCAAAGAGAAGCCAAACUUUGGGAAUUCGGGAGCGUUAGCUGCCGCAUCUAACUCGGUUGCGCAGGCUGACGGGAGUACAAUCACACUGAAAUACCACGAGCCACCCGAGGCCAGGAAGCCGCCUCCGCGAGAUGUGUGGAAAAUGUUUGUUUUCAAGGACUCAAACAUUGUCGACACAGUCGAGCUCAGUCUGCGCAGUUGCUGGCUGGUAGGCAGAGACACGGCCGUCGUGGACCUUCUUGCCGAACACCCAACUAUCAGCAGCCAGCACGCCGUGAUACAGUUCCGCUAUACCGAGAAGCGGAACGAGUUUGGCGACAAAAUUGGCCGGGUAAAACCCUACUUGAUCGACCUUGAGAGUGCCAACGGCACGUCUCUUAACAGCGAAAAGGUCCCCGAAAGCCGCUAUCUGGAGUUGAGGAGCAAGGACAUGGUCAAGUUCGGCCUGAGCACAAGAGAGUACGUGCUCGUACUCGCUCCCAAAGAGUGA
Messenger RNA from Lasiosphaeria miniovina, 999 nucleotides. Its product is annotated as SMAD/FHA domain-containing protein. The record is from RefSeq and is a predicted model, not a curated record. Bases 1 to 999 code for a protein of 332 amino acids. Lineage: Eukaryota; Fungi; Ascomycota; Sordariomycetes; Sordariales; Lasiosphaeriaceae. The transcript has 2 exons. Gene Ontology annotation, cellular component: nucleus. Gene Ontology annotation, biological process: mRNA splicing, via spliceosome; maintenance of RNA location. Gene Ontology annotation, molecular function: protein binding; mRNA binding.